Messenger RNA from Ceratitis capitata (Mediterranean fruit fly), 2947 nucleotides. It is a transcript of the gene salto, whose product is annotated as polyamine-modulated factor 1-binding protein 1. Lineage: Eukaryota; Metazoa; Arthropoda; Insecta; Diptera; Tephritidae. The record is from RefSeq and is a predicted model, not a curated record. The coding region runs from base 86 to 2560 and encodes 824 amino acids. The transcript has 15 exons.
UCAUUUUAAGCCAAAUUAAAAGCGAAACUUAGUUGAAAAUAAAAGAAAUUUCAAAAUAAACAAACAAAAACGAUAAAUUACCAAUAUGGACGUUUCGCCAAGCAGAACUAGUGCCGGCAGUGGAAGUAGACAAGUCUCAAGUUCAUUAUCGCCCGGCCGCAAGGACCUAUCCAAAUCUAUACCAAAAUUAAAUGCUGAGCAAAUUUCUAAACAGAAUGUCGAGUCGAAAGCAACACCACAAACAGAGCCCGCUGUUGGCGAGUAUAUCACCGCCAGCAAUAUUACACUCGACACUACAAGCGCGAGCGUCACUGUAGCUAAACCACACUUCGGUAGAGCCAAAACUUUGGCUUCGCCGCAAAACUCUGCACAAACGAAAAUCCCAAUGAAACGCGCGGGUGCCAAUGCAAGCGUAAAGACUGCGACCACGCCACGUCUCGGCCAUCGUCCACAAAUGCGUUCGGCGUCGAAAAUCAGCUUGACCAUUAAAGAGCUGAGCGGCAGCAAGAAGCUCGAACCGAACGCAUCGAAAAUGAGUUUUAAAGCGAACACUUCGACGAACUUAAAGGUGCCCCAUGUGAAGGUGCCAACAGCGCGCAGCACCGGCAUUUCGAAACGUAGCGCCAGCACAAUAUCCUGCCGCACUGAUAAUCGCAAGGCCGAGGAAACUCAACUGACGCAACUCACCAAAAUUAGUUCUUCAGCAGGUGAUCACGACACGAAUAGCACCACCGGUGGUGGUGUCAGCGGCGGCACGGGCGGCCAAGUGCUUAGCGCACGCGAACGUGUUGCUGAAAAUAAUAAACUGAAAGUCUUCGAGAGCUUACAGCGUAAACUGCAGGAUAUGCAAACCGAUUUUAUGCAGAAAUUUGAGUCGUUGAAGCUAAGCUCCCCAGAUAAGCUGAAGACGGACUUCAAAUUCAUAACGAUGGUUAAAAGUGAUGAGUGUAAAUUGGUGCUGAAGGAGGAUCAUAUGGUGAAGAUGCCAAAGCGUUUACCGUUGGAUUCUGUGAAUGAUUUCAAGGAAAAAGUACGCUCAGCCGUGGAUGGUUGCCUGGUGACUCUAAUGGAAAAUUUGAAAGAAAUACAAGGCAUGAGAAAUGAGACCGAACGUACGCUGAGUUUGGAGGAGACAUAUAGCAAAUUGGAAAAACAACAGGACAGAAAAUUACAAGAUCUCUUUGAGAGUGUCAAUGCGCUAGCUAAUGCCAAGGAUGCAGAGAUGGAUGCGCAGAUUGUGCGAAUGCAGAAGGAAAUACAGGAGGGUAAAAAAGCUCUACACACUUCCGAGAAGAAAUUAGCAGAACUCAAGGCUAUACACGCUGAUGAAUUGGCCGCUGUGGAGAAAGAUUUAAAAGAGAAGACCGAUGCGGAUGUAAUGAAGCGCGAAACGCAAAUUGCGGAGAUGAAUCGCAAAUUGCGUAAUUUGGAGAAACAACAUGACAAAUUGAAAGCCACCUUACAACAGAACAAUGAGGAAUGUAGUCAAGGACAAACGGAGAAAGCAAGACUUACAGAUGAACUUAAAAGCUGUAAAGACACCAUACAAACACUCACCAAGAAACUAACCACUGCUGAGAGCCAACUGAGUCACGAGAAGAAAGAUAAACAUGAAAAGUGUGAUACCAUACAGAAACUGGAAAGCGAACUUGAAAAAUCCAAAAAGGAAUUGGAAGAAGCACAACAAGCGAAACCACCACCAGCCGAGCAUCACCAUCAUGAGAAAGAGUUGAAAAAGGAAAUACAUAAAUUAAAAGGAAAAUUAGAUGCUUUGGAAAAAGAGAAGCAAGAAUUUGUUACGCAAGUUGAACAACUGAAAGAGGAAUUAAGCGUUGUGGAUAAGCUGCGGCAUAAAAUCAAUGAUUUGGAGGAGCAGAACAGAGAAUUAUUGGCACGUGAGAAGACAGCAAUGGAAAGUGUGGAAUUACCCAAGGAAUAUCAGGCCGAGCUGGCCAAAUUGCGUCAGUCGGAGGCGGAGAAAGUGCGCGAAAUUGAAAAACUCAAAAUACAAUUGUCCAAAGCACACUUCAACAUCGAACAGCUGGAGGAGCAAAUUCGUCGCGAUCAACAACUGCUCGAGGUGCGCAGCGAUUUGAUCAAUUCACUGCAAACGAACGACAACAGCCAGCGGAUACACCUCGAGCAAAUGUUUGCCGAAGUUGGCGAUAAGAAUAAUACCAUCAAUGAGGUAUGGUUAAAUAAUGAUCUGCGCACAAAAGCGGAGGAAUUUCAAAAUCUUUUUAGCACAUUGAGUCACAAGCAGAUGGAGUUGUCGCGUCAGGAGCACAUGAUCAAGCUGUUGGAGGAGAGUAACGAACGUAGUCAGAUGUUGCGCGUGAAACAGGAGGAAAAGAUCGGACGCAUGGAGGAGGAGAUUGCGAAUCUGAAGCAAACCAUCGCCAUCUAUCAACACAACGUACUUGGUAAUGCUGCCUGCAAGAAUCUCAUAUAUCCACCGAUCGUGGGCACAGAUGAUUAUAAUGAAAAUCUCUAUUAUUAUGCCAGUGAGAGGCGACGAAAGCGACAGGUCGACAUUAAUGUGAAAAAAUAUGAAACCUAAUGUGUGGAGGAAGCAAAAUGCAACGAUCAGCGAGAGCGGCCAGCAGCCAGCUAUAAAGAGAGCGAGGAGGAGAAGAAAGCAUGUCGUUUGGUGUGGGAGUUGUUAUUGUUGUGGAAAUGUGUGUCAACGUAGUGUUGUUUGUUUGAUUUGUGCUUCCAUAAAUCAACUCUACAUACAUAUACAUAUGUAUAUGUGGAAGUAUAUGUGUGUGUGUAAAUAUGUGUCCAUGUGUCAAAAUACGAGGCGCAGAACUUUUGAGCUCCCCAAAAAUUAUUCAAGUUUUUUUUACUACUUCUUUUCUACUUGAGGCUGAGCCGGAAGUUUACCUGUAAAUCAAAAUUAGUCUAAUAAAUAUAAAAAAAUAUAAAAAUUAAUAAAAUGCAAAAA